Molecule: messenger RNA, 801 nt
Organism: Pyricularia pennisetigena
Lineage: Eukaryota; Fungi; Ascomycota; Sordariomycetes; Magnaporthales; Pyriculariaceae
Exons: 2
Coding region: 1-801 (266 amino acids)
Source: RefSeq, a predicted model, not a curated record
AUGGAUAAAAAUAUGGUACAAAAAUUGAAAACUGAAAACGACAAUAAUAAUCCAAAAGACUCGCUGGGCUGGAUAUUCCAACAAAUAUUUAUUUCUAGGUCGCAAAAAGACCAGACGCUAGAAAAACAGUGGAAAUCUCUCUUUUCGAAACAUAAAAAACGGUAUCUCACCUAUGUUAUCUCUGAAAAGCUGAAAAGUAGAUUCCAGGCACUCCUAAAAAUUCCUGGCCUAUGGCACCAGUCACCGUUUGGUAAUAUGCACAAAGUAGAGGCCAUGAAGUGCGUUGAGGUGGGUGCUGCCAAUCAAGCAGUAGUUGAUGUCCAGCUGACCUCGACUGGGCAGGAAUCUUCACACUACCUUAGUCAAAUACUAAGUAUUUUUACGAGUUUUGUCCGAGGACAAACGCAGCUGCUCGGAAGUAUCGACAGCUAUACCGUCGCAGCAUUAGAAGGCAAAUGCCCUGGCUUGUCCAAGCACGAUAGGCUCCGGCUUGAGUCACUUUUGGAGAGCGGGAAGCUGUUGCCUAGAGCCAGUUCUGAAAAUCGUCAACUUUUUAUUGAUGCGGUAUGCGAGUUCAAGAGACAGAUUCCUUCAUUAGGUACAUUCUUCAAUGAUAUGCGCUACUUGGAAGGGUUGAACGCGAUUCAACCGUGCGACAGUCCCUUCGAUCUAUUUUCUGAGGUGACGAAAAUUCGGACUGUGUCAUUCAGAGAACAGAUACAGAUUUCCACAAACGGCCGGCAUCGGCGGUGGAGGAACAGUUUGACAUCGCACAAAGACAACUCUGGCUCUGUGCGAUGA